This is a messenger RNA of Lodderomyces beijingensis, 3264 nucleotides long. The record is from the annotation of a GenBank genome assembly. NCBI's taxonomy places the organism in Eukaryota, Fungi, Ascomycota, Pichiomycetes, Serinales, Debaryomycetaceae.
AUGGGAUUGCUAUUGAAACGGAAAAAGUUGAAGGAGACUCCAGGCCACUCUGUGGAACACCAACACCAACAAAGACAGCAUCACCAUCAGAGACAUCCUUCGUCUAGACGCUCGCAAGACCAUCAAUCUAGGGGAAACCGCCACAGUGAAUUAUCUGACAGAACCGUGCAAACAGAAGACGAAACAUCCAUUAGGUCGGGCCCUUCCAUAAUACGCAUGAGACCGCCGUCAAGCUCAGGAAAUGGCGUCGUGUCACCUAUUCCAAGGCCAUACGGUGAAACACUUUCACAAUCUGACCAAAUUGACCGAGAGCGGCUUGCCUCUCGAUUGGCAAAUCCUGCCCACCCCAUAGAAAACGCGGGUACAACAACAACAGCACCACCACCACCACCGAUAUCAAUAUCAUCACCGUCACCGUCAUCACCACCACCACGGCCAUCAUCUCGAAUGAACGAGCCCUUUGCGAGCCAGGCAGCCGUCGACCAGGACCCAGCCAUUGCCGUUACGUUGAUGAGGGAGAGUACAAACGGGUCCAAUGCAAAUAAACACCUUGCGCCGCCCGAUCGAGCAGCCACGAAAAGCGCCUCUUCGGAAUCAUCCCAAAGCAACCAUAAUGAGCAGGUCUCGCCCGGCGCGGAGCAACCACCGAGGUCCGAGUCGGGCGGAUUUAUCUCAUCCCUAUUUUCAGCAGCAGCAAGCAAGAUGAUUGCUCCACAUCCAGACGAGAGCAAGGAUACCAAGAAAAAAGAACACCUGUUCGUCAAUAAAUUGGACAGUCUUAUAAAAGGAGUCAAGCACGAUGAUCGAUCCUUGGUGGACGAGUCGGAGGCGGGGCACGACACGGACAAUGUUGUCGAAGAGCAAACUAUACCACAGCACCCCAAUGACCCUGCUCGUUCGGAUUCUGCCAAAAAUAUCCACUUUGAGCCAGUAAGAGAAUCGCCGUUGAACACUUUGGGGAGUGGAGAUUUGUCCCUUGCUGAUUUCGACAACAACUACCACCAACAACACCAACAACAACAAAAGCACUCAAUGCUGGCUUCACGUCAACCCUCGAUGCGGUCUAACGACGGCCAUGCUCCGAAUUUGAAACGCAACAUGAGCCCCGAUGCUGUAAAUGACACUUUGCCGCUGGGCAACCAGCUCCAAGUUGUCACCAAUGGCACGGACGUGAAGCGAGUGCGCCGGAAAUCGUUGAAUGGGCUGGCACCAUUGGACAGAAACGGAUCCAUCAGCAAAAACUCGCAAAUAUCGGCCAAUGGAGAUGACAGGAAUAAUAACAAUUUGAGCGAAGUGAGACUGAAGGGCUCAGAUGAGGCUUUGAAUGAACACUCCGAUUCCGAGCCUGAGAACUUGGACCAUAUUGUUGACUAUAACAAGGAAAUCAAGCGUGCUUCUCGCAAAAGCAAUAAGGAGUUUCACCAAGCGUUCAAAAAGAUCCCCAAGAAUGAAAAAUUGAUUGAGGAUUUCAGCUGUGCUUUGUCAAAAGACAUUUUGGUCCAGGGCAAAAUGUACCUCAGCGACCACUAUAUUUGCUUCAACUCCAACAUUUUAGGGUGGGUUACCCAUUUGGUGAUACCGUUGCAGGAAGUGAUUCAGAUUGAGAAGCGAUCCACUGCCGUGCUUUUCCCCAACGGGAUGAUUAUCCGCACUUUGCAUCAGAAAUAUGUCUUUGCUACGUUUUUGAGCCGAGACUCGGCGUUUGACUUGAUUACCAAUGUAUGGCAUCGAGUCUUGCUCCAGAAUUCGGACGUUGACCCUUCGAAAUUGGGGAGAACGUCGCGGUUGAGAGCUGGGUCCAAGGCAUCCUUGGGCUCGCAAGAGAGCGGCGACGUGAGCGAGAGCGCAGAUUCAUCCGAUGACGAGUAUUCGGGAGGGUCGGAUGAAGACGACGAUCGAUCAUCGAUCGCGUCGGAGGACGAGGACAAUUCCAAUGGAGGAGACGACGAAAACAGCAAAGACGAAAACGGAGGCUCUUCCGAUGACGGUGGUGAAAAGUGGAAAGGGUUUAGCAUAUUGGGACCUGCGACUCAUGACGCCACGGAAAGUGGGUACACGAAGGAGUCCGGCGAAACAUCCGUCGCAGAUGAAGUGAUUAAAGCACCUCCCGGAGUUGUGUUUGAGCUUAUGUUCGGCCAAGACACUUCGUAUUUCAUGCGGAUUUUAAAAGACCAAAAAAAUUUCGACAUUGACGAGUCAGCUAUUCACGGAUUGAACAAGGAUAGCAAGAGCCGUCAUUACACCUACACGAAGCCACUUAGUGGGCCCAUUGGUCCCAAGCAAACCAAAUGUGUCAUUGACGAUGCUGUUAUCGAGUUGAAUCCGGAAAAGGUGUUUGAAGUUGAACAAACGACUCAAACUCCCGAUGUGCCCAGCGGUAACGCAUUUAAGGUCAAGACCAAGAUUUUCUUGACUUGGGCCGAAAAGAACCUGACAAAGAUCUCGGUGAUGACUUCGAUUGAAUGGAGUGGCAAGUCGUGGAUCAAGGGCGCGAUCGAAAAGGGCACCAUUGAUGGGCAAAAGGAGAGUAUGAAGGAGAUGAUUGAGACCAUCAAUUCCAUUUUGGCUGAAGGCGCCGGCAAGAAGGGAGGUGCCGGUGGUUCGAGCAAGAGAAGGUCAACAAGAAGCAGACGAAACACUGAGAAGAAGGAAGAGGAGGAUGAAAAUGCGGCAAAACAGAAGCAACAACAAGAAGCAAAAGGCGGCUUGUCACAACAGCUUGUUGAUUUGGUCAACAGCGUGGGAGAUAUGGUGCCAAUUCCAAUGGUGAGCAACACCAUUACCGGCUCCAUUAUUGUUGUAAUUUCAUUCUUGUUGACCAUUUUCGUGUUUAACAAACUUGGCGGUGCAUUGUUUGGCUCCGGCCCACAAAAGGCCCAGUUUGAAAUUGUGCCUUCGAACGUCUACACUUCGCGGAUCAAGAUCAAUAACCACGAUUAUUUGGUGAUACCGACAAUCAACACCAACUUUGCCAACGAGCGGAAAUUGCGCCAGCAAGAAAUCAAUAUUUGGAACUGGUUGGAGAGUAGAAGCGAUGGCGAGUUUGGCAAGCAUUAUAAAUUGAAGGACAAUACCGAUGAGAGUACAGCUGAGAAUGGCGAUGCGGGGUCUCGAAGCGCGGAUUUCUUGGAUCAGGAAUUUGGUCGUCUUUCAGAUGGCGAGUUGAAGGAAAAGAUCAAUCGGCAGGAAUUGCAAGAGUUGUUGCGUGUGCAAAUGUUAGAAUUGCAGAAUUUGCAAAAGAGAUUGAAUGAGUUAGAUUCGUAG